CAAGCGCCAGCACCGGAAGUGACGCGGGCGUUCAGCCAUGGCGGCUGUCAGACCGCUCGGAACCGCCGUUCCUGGGAUGUGACAGGUGGAGACUGCUCGCUUCCUUCCCUCUUUCCCCAGCGUUUCCGCCGUUACCGAGCCAUUCUCCCUGCCUUGGCCGGAUCUAGCAGCCGCCCCGGGAUGAUGCGGACUCCGGGGAUUCUGGGCCUGCGAGGGUUCGUGGCGUUCGCCGCCAAACUGUGGAGCUUCGUGUUAUACCUGCUAAGGAGGCAGGUCCGCACCAUUAUCCAGUAUCAGACUGUGAGGUAUGAUGUUCUCCCUCUCUCCCCGGCCUCCAGGAACAGGCUCAACCAGGUGAAGAGGAAAGUCCUUGUUCUGGAUCUGGAUGAGACCCUCAUCCACUCCCAUCACGAUGGAGUCCUUCGUCCAACAGUCCGUCCGGGAACUCCCCCCGACUUCAUACUUAAGGUUGUUAUAGACAAGCACCCGGUGCGGUUCUUUGUACAUAAACGGCCGCACGUCGACUUCUUCUUGGAGGUGGUCAGUCAGUGGUACGAGCUGGUGGUAUUCACAGCCAGUAUGGAGAUCUACGGCUCAGCGGUGGCAGAUAAACUCGAUAACAACAGGGGGGUCCUUCGAAGAAGAUUUUACAGGCAGCACUGCACGUUGGAGCUGGGCAGUUAUAUUAAGGACCUCUCCGUGGUGCACAGCGACCUCUCCAGCGUGGUGAUUCUAGAUAACUCACCGGGAGCCUACAGGAGUCACCCAGAUAACGCAAUUCCUAUAAAGUCCUGGUUCAGCGACCCCAGCGACACGGCGCUUCUCAACCUCCUGCCGAUGCUGGACGCCCUGAGGUUCACCGCCGACGUUCGCUCCGUUCUGAGCCGGAAUCUUCACCAGCACCGGCUGUGGUGACGACGACCCCCCCCGCCGCCUCCCGGAUGCCCCCCGGCUGGUUUCGCCACGUUAUGCCCCCCUUCCCAGCCGCGGACAGACUUUAACCGCCAAAAAGGACAGAAGAUGCUCAGCGCCCCCCCUCCUCUACCUCUAGGACAUUGCUGUGGGGGGGGGCCGCUGCUGACCAUGAACUUUUAACCCCCCUUCUACCCCGUUUUUCAGGGGCUUGGGGGAGGGGCGCGUGGGGAGGAGGGGGCGCUCUGGUUUUUAAUUGUAGACUUUCUUGUAUAAAGAGAAUUAUUUCAACA
Messenger RNA from Spea bombifrons (plains spadefoot toad), 1205 nucleotides. It is a transcript of the gene CTDNEP1, whose product is annotated as CTD nuclear envelope phosphatase 1. The transcript has 8 exons. Lineage: Eukaryota; Metazoa; Chordata; Amphibia; Anura; Pelobatidae. Bases 181 to 915 code for a protein of 244 amino acids. Gene Ontology annotation, molecular function: protein serine/threonine phosphatase activity. The record is from RefSeq and is a predicted model, not a curated record.